Molecule: messenger RNA, 1587 nt
Organism: Dipodomys spectabilis (banner-tailed kangaroo rat)
Lineage: Eukaryota; Metazoa; Chordata; Mammalia; Rodentia; Heteromyidae
Gene: Ginm1
Product: glycoprotein integral membrane 1
Exons: 8
Coding region: 37-1020 (327 amino acids)
Source: RefSeq, a predicted model, not a curated record
CCUCUCCUUCCCUGGCUCUCAGCCCUGGAGUGGAAGAUGGACGGGGGUCCGCAGACUUUGCUGGCCCUCCUGCGCCUGCUGUUCCUGGCGCUGCCGGCCGUCGGGUGGCUAACAACCGGCACCCCCUCGCCGCCUCCAUCGGAAGUCCCGCAGGAUGGCAUAAGAAUUAAUGUAACUAUCCUGAAAGAUGAUGGAGAAGUAUUUAAAGAACAGGUUGUUCUUAACAUAACCUAUGAAAGUGGACAAGUAUAUGUAAAUGAUGUACCUGUAAAUAGUGGUGUAAGUCGAAUAAGCUGUCAAACUUUGAUAGUGAAGCGUGAAAAUUUGGAGGAAAAAGUGUAUUUUGGAAUUGUCGGUGUCAGGAUUUUGGUUCACCAGUGGCCUAUGACAUCUGGUUCCAAUUUGCAACUAAUUGUCAUUCAAGAAGAGGUAGUAGAGGUCGAUGGACAGCAGGCUCAACAAAAGGAUGUUACUGAAAUUGACAUUUUAGUGAAGAAUCAAGGAAUACUCAGACAUUCAAACUAUACCCUUCCUUUGGAAGAGAGCAUGCUGUACUCUUUGUCCCGAGACAGUGACAUUUUAAUUACUGUUCCUAACCUCUCCAAAAAAGUAGAUAGUGUUAGUUUGUUGCAGACCACCAGCCAGUAUCUUAUCAGGAACAUGGAAACCACUGUGGAUGAAGAUGCUUUGCCUGGCAAAUUACCUGAGACUCCUCUUAGAGCAGAUCCUCCUUCCUCAUACAAGGUGAUGUGCCUGUGGAUGGAGAAGUUCAGAAAAGACCUGUGCUUGUUCUGGAGCAGGAUUUUCCCCGUGGUCUUCAUGCUUCUCAAUGUCAUGGUGGUUGGAAUGCUUGGAGCAGCUGGGGUCAUAACCAUGUUAAAGCUGCUUUUCCCAGUUUCUGACUACAAAGGAAUUCUUAAGAUGGAUGAAGUGAAUGUUGUACCAGUGACAGCUAUCAAUGUUUAUCUAGAUGGCUCUGAGGACAAAGCAGAAAACCUUGAAUAUAAAACACGUAUUUAAAAUACCAUCUCAAAUCAUGGAUUCUGAACUAAUCUCUCCGAAUUUGCCACCUGAAUAUGAUUUUCUUCAAAUCAUUGUCAGUUUUUGCAUAAAGAAAUUACCAAACUCCUAAAUCUGCCUGAAAAUUGACCUUCACAAUGCCAAGUUAAAGUUGGCCUUUUCUGUAAGAGGGUCCUUGUUUGGAUGAAAUACUAAAGAAAAGCUAAGUGAAGGAGAAGAUGUGGAGAGAUGCUGAAAGCACCAAAAAGAAAAUUAAAAGGUGAGCCAGAGUGCCAUGUGCCAAUCACUUUCCCAGGUGCCUUGACUAAGGAAAUUACAUCCAUUAACUGUAAAAUUUUAUAAAAAAGCACUUUAUGAAAUUUUAAUUUAAAAGCUCAAGAAUGUAACACUUAUUUUUUUAUUCAGCACAAUGUGCCUUUCUGUUAAGCAUGUAACAGUAUGAAAUCACUGAGAGUGUUAUGAUUUACCAGUGUCAUGCACAAGACCACUUUUAUCUUUAAUGCCCCUGGACUUAAAAAUUGUAGUGAUAUGUUCUCACUCUAAAAUAAACUUUUUUACAGAAAACCA